CUGAAGUUCUCAUGGGGUGGUCAGUUUCCAUGUGACAACCGUGGACAUAGGAGCCCUGGAGAAGGCAGGAGGUGUCUGGGCUACAGCUGCUCUAUAGUGUGAUCCAGGACAGGAUAUGAAGCUUCCCUGAAAACUUGUAAUGGACACAGGAAAUACCAGAUGUCAUUGUAAAAGCAAGAUAAAGGUCUGCCUGCUUUCAUUCUAAUCCAUGCAAUGUAUUUUGUAUUUCCAGCCAUCAGCUGUAUGGGAGAAAGACUGUCUUUUCGGGAUCGUUCCCUAUUUUUUUGGCCAGUAGUCUCCCUGUGCUGUACUACGUCGAAGAGUUUUUGGAAGUAGUUGUGGAUGUCCGUGUCUUUAUUAUCCCUUUUCACCCCACCCAUCCUGCUAAGUCAACUGGGCAAUCUGACAAGCAUAUCUGCAAGCUGCUGCAGGUGGAAUGACUGGAGACGUCACACUUCUUAUUCACCUGUUGGACAAGUUGCUGAAAAACUUACUAGACGGGUUUGCACCACUUCGGGGCGGAGGGAGAAAAAGGUAAAACAAAUAAAAGAGAAUUGCACUGAACGUAGAAAACUGAAAAGUGUCUCCACUCCCCGCAAUGCGAGUAGUACGAUCCCAGAACGCUUACUAUGUCGCAAAGUUGGAGUUGCUGGAAGAGAGCCGGCCAGAAGUAAACCAGGUAUGAGUGGCGUGGGGCCUUCGCCGUUUUACUACACUUUAUACUGCUAUGGGUGACACUAGCGAAAUUGGAAACAUGUCCUCACAGUGCCCUACGGAUGAAAACAUGGACGACCCCAUGUAUGAGGAGUUAUGUAUAGACGAUGACGGCGAUGCCUUUGUCAACAAUACAACUGAACACGGCCUCCCACAAAAUUUGAGCCUGUGGCCUAACGCCUAUCCAGUUGUCUGGCCGAUUUCACCCUCCGACGACUGUGAAAAUGAAGUGUUGCCCAGUGAGAAUUCCAGCGACAGAGGCAGCGCAGAUAGUGCCAAUCCUCAGGAAGCACGGAGUCGCACUUCAUCCUUAGUGAACGGAUUGCUGACAGAACUCUACGACACAUACCGUGGGGGACUUGGAAUAGGUCGUUGGCAAUAUCAGGAUAGCGUGGACAGCUCGACUGAAGCAUCCGGAUCGGAUGCCUUUCUGAGCAGAAGUAACCCUGAAUGUGGAUUCCUGCAGGAGUUGUCAGAACUCCAGGGCCGCAGGCAUCAAAAACUGUUCCUCAGGCAGAAAGAUUGCAGUGAACUGAGAACAAUAAGGGGAGAACUUAAACGUCGUAUUGAGGUUCAGUCUGCCAAGCUCUUGCGCCAGUUGAGGCAGAAGGACAGACUACAGCACAAACAGCAAAAAAACUGUGAUAUUGUUACUGCCUGUCUGCAGGCGGUCUCCCAGAAACGUUGGUAUGUGCACAGAGGCGUAUGCAGAGAAGGAGGUUUAGGGAUCCCCCAAGCAGUUGAUGACAACCUAUUUGGUUUAGGGGUAGACACAAAAUUGAAAUUUACCUUGGAACCUUCCCUGGGGCAACAUGGGUUUCAACAGUGGUACGAUGCACUCAAAGCUGUUGCCAGACUACCUACUGGAAUACCUAAAGAGUGGAGGAGGAAAGUAUGGCUGACACUUGCAGACAACUACUUACAUAGCAUCUCUAUAGACUGGGAUAAAACUAUGCGCUUUACAUUCAAUGAAAGGAGCAAUCCUGAUGACGACUCAAUGGGAAUUCAAAUUGUCAAGGACCUCCACAGGACUGGCUGUAGCUCCUACUGUGGACAGGAGGCAGAACAGGAUAGAGUGGUACUUAAACGGGUUCUUUUGGCUUACGCCAGAUGGAACAAGUCGGUUGGCUACUGUCAAGGGUUUAAUAUUUUGGCUGCACUCAUCCUGGAAGUAAUGGAGGGCAAUGAGGGCGAUGCACUAAAGAUAAUGAUUUACCUUAUAGACAAAGUGCUGCCGGACAGUUACUUUGUCAAUAAUCUACGAGCGCUUUCGGUGGAUAUGGCUGUAUUUAGGGAUCUCUUGAGGAUGAAACUCUCUGAACUAUCUCAUCACCUGGAUGUACUUCAGAAAACUGCAAACAAGGAGAGUGGUGGAGGUUAUGAGCCCCCACUUACGAAUGUCUUCACUAUGCAAUGGUUCUUGACUUUAUUUGCAACUUGUCUUCCGAAUCACACUGUUCUGAAGAUCUGGGACUCGGUGUUCUUCGAAGGUUCAGAGAUCAUACUAAGAGUGGCACUGGCAAUUUGGGCAAAGCUCGAAGAGCAGAUUGAGUCUUGCCAGGAUGCAGAUGAUUUCUACAGUAUGAUGGGCAAACUGACGCAGGAGAUGCUUGAAGACAAUCUGAUAGAUAGCCAUGAACUUAUGCAGACUGUGUACUCCAUGGCCCCUUUCCCAUUUCCACAACUUGCAGAGCUAAGGGAGAAGUACACCUAUAACAUCACACCUUUCCCAGCACCUGUAAAGUCUGCUUCAUUCUCUGGGCGACCAAGCAAAAUGCGAGACAGCGAUGAAGAAAACGAUGAAGAUGAAGACAUAAAUGCCAAUUCUGUUGGCUGUCUUGGCCCAUUUAGUGGACUUUUAGCCCCGGAACUGCAGAGGUACCAGAAACAAAUAAAAGAGCAUAAAGAAGAGCAGAAACUUGGCAACAUUGCAGAGCUCAGUCCCGGUGCAAUUGACUCGUGUCGUGGAGAAUAUCAUGCUGUAUUCAAUAGUAUGAUGAUGGAGCGCAUGACCACUGACAUCAAUGCCCUAAAACAACAGUACUCAAGGAUUAAGAAGAGGCAACUGCAGCAAAUUCACCAGGUCUACAUAAGAGCAGGACUCGAAGAAGAAAGGGAUCCUGGGAUUUUGUUUGAUCCCAGGGAUCAGCUGAAUAAUGAUAAAGGUCCGGUAAACAGUAUAUUGUCAUCACAGGUUAAUCAUUCCCCUGUUAUGAACCACCUGUUACUUGGCAAGAAGUUGAAGCAAGUAAACAGGUCUUCGAAAAACACUGUUGUGCAGUUACCAACCUCCAAAUCUAUGAUCUUACCCAAUGAAGAAGCCAAAGGCAAGCUGAAUUCUCCAUGGCGAACCCACAUCAGAGUUCAUAGAAAGAACAUUGCAAGGUCAAAAAGUCAGCUUGGCUAUGGGGAUACAAUUGGACUUAUAGAGGAGCAAAAUGAAGUCCCAAAAGAUCAGGUUGAUGCCACCAAAGAAAGCGAGGUCAUUGCAGAGAUUGCUGACUCAAUAGCAGAAGUGGAAAAUGGCUCAGAAAGGACAGUUAUGAAGGUUGAUGGACACUCUCCAGAGCCUGUUUUCCAGGAUGAAAAUGCAAAUGUGACUGUUGUACAGAGCAAACUAGAAGCACUGGAGCUGAGCUCCAUUGAUGAAACCAAGGACACGUCUGAGAUCAUCCAGUCUGUACAGCAAACACCUUCUGAUUCUAACAGCUCCUCCAGUGAAAGUGGAACUUUAUCAAAGUCAUCAAGGGGACAUGUUUUCACUCCUUUCCCAAGCGUUAAGCCACUAAGAAAAUCUACUGCUGCUAGGAAUCUAGGGUUAUAUGGGCCAAACAAUAGAACCCCAACAGUAAAUUUCCCACAUAUGAGCAGAAGUUUCAACAAGCCUUCCAAUGGCACUACAGGGAGCAAGAAACGAUAGCUCAGCAUUAGCACUUUCUUUCUGACAAACUCUUUUUUUGAUUUGAAUUCCUCUUGUUCUGCCAUUGCUUUCAUGAAAAAGAGUCAUGAAUGGAGUUUCUGAAAAUGUUGUACAGAUUUGUGCUCUGGUGUUAAAGGUGGUCCUGUUAUGAUUGUGUGCUACAAAUCUAGAAAACAAUCCUAGAUUAUGUAUGGCGAUAACAAUGUGGUAUUUGUUAAAUUAUUUUACAUUGAUUAAUUAUGCUAAUUGACUUAUUUAUUCAAAUGUUUUCUCCUUUUACAGUUUCUGCAGCCAUUCUACUGUUCACUUCAGAGUGCUAAAAGCCAAUUAGUCUUUACUCACUGGUGGAAAGUUCUAGGGACGUCUUGACUGUGUGUGGUGUCGGAUUAUGAGCCUUUACAGUGCAAUGCAAAUUAGUUCACAGAUUCAGUUUUAGGGCUAAGUUACAUGCUGGUUUGUUUUUCUGAAGUCACAUCUUGACAAUUAUUAAUUUUACUUGUAAAUUCAGAUGGUUCUUCUGUCGAAAUUUAGAGAAAUAAGAGGAAUCUCUUGAAUUGACAUAGCAGGUAAAUACGGAGUCAAGCCAAUAGAGGUGAUUAUUUGGGAAGGGUUAAAUUACUUUAAAUCAAUUUAAUUACAGCCAUAAUGGCGCUCACUGCAAAUGUAAUGAUGGUCCAGUUUAAGGUCUUAAAGAGAGUAACUGAUCCUAUUCAAGACUGGGUGGUUAGAAGCCAACCUGUGUAACUUGGCAUCUAAAUGGUUCUUCUCUAUGUAAUCAUCAUCCAGCAAGCCUCUUCAUUUUAUAUUCUCUAAAGAUGUAUUUUAGUGAAGUGUUUGCAUUUUACAGAAUGUACUGUUUACCAUGAUCAGUUCUGAGUGCCAAAUUUCAGUGCAUGCAUAGACUAAGGGAUACUUUGCAUUCAACCUGUAGCACUUCAAUUAUUACCUAAAUGUUGUGAAUAGGACCCAAAAUGAUUGCAGUGUAACACAGCAGCUGAAUACAGUAUAUAUUAUUAUUAUUAUUAUUGAGUACUUGUAUUUUGCAAUGUGGCUAUGCAAAUUAGUUUAAUUAGAAUUGUCCCAAGAUGAUCUAACCUUUUUUUUUUGUUUUAAGGUUUGUACAGUUGCAUGGAAAUUACCACCGUUUUUGUACUAGACAAGGCCUGGGAAAUGUAGUUAUUUAAAAAUGGAAAGAGCAAUUUCCACCCGACUGCUCAAGUUUUGCAUGCUUUGAUUUGCAUCUUGUGUUGCCUUGUUCUUCAGCUAUUUUACACGACAGAUUUUCUGUGCUGAUAUGUUUGUCUUUGUUUUCUUAGAAAACUCACACCUAGACAAACCCUUCUUUAUGUGUGAAAUGUCCUUUCAUUUAUUUGUUUUAUUGCGACCAAAUAUCACUUAUUCAUAAAGUGCCAGAUAGCAAGGGUUCUCUAAAAUGGUGACAAUGCAAAGUGAAAGUUUAAAUUGUUGUGGUGUUUCAUAGCUUUCUUUUUCUUUUUCAGUAAUAAAGACCUAAACUGCAUUGUAUAAUGUGUAAUUUUACGAUGGUAGUUAAUAAAAUUUCAUCUUGUCUAUUU
This is a messenger RNA of Rana temporaria (common frog), 5208 nucleotides long. It is a transcript of the gene TBC1D30, whose product is annotated as TBC1 domain family member 30. Gene Ontology annotation, cellular component: endoplasmic reticulum. The record is from RefSeq and is a predicted model, not a curated record. NCBI's taxonomy places the organism in Eukaryota, Metazoa, Chordata, Amphibia, Anura, Ranidae. The coding region runs from base 728 to 3634 and encodes 968 amino acids. The transcript is spliced from 16 exons.